Cuscuta campestris is the source of this 2213-nucleotide messenger RNA. Lineage: Eukaryota; Viridiplantae; Streptophyta; Magnoliopsida; Solanales; Convolvulaceae. The record is from the annotation of a GenBank genome assembly.
GAUAGAGAAUAGAGUGAGAACUUGAAAUUGACUAAAAUAUACUCCCUCCCUCCCACUCUUUUAGUCCACUUACCUUUUGGCACACCAUCCAAUGCACUUCUUUAAUCCAUUUUAUUUUAUAAUUUGUAUAUUAAAAAAUUAUAAAAAUUAUAUAUUAAUAAUCUAUAUGUUAAGACAAAUCAAACAAGAUCACACAUGACUAUUUUUAGACUUACACAUUGAGAGAAUUUGAUGAGUCAAAGUGCUUAGAUGAACAGUUCCAAAAGUCAAAACUGGACAAAGACAAUGGGACGGAGCUCACCUCAAAACAAAAAACACACGACCACCAUAUACGUAUGUUUAGUCCAAAAUUAUGGCAACCUUAUUAGUCAGCUCUGUUCUUCAUCUUCUCCCACUGUUCACUCUCCUCCUCUCAACUUCCACCGCCCUCCAACCUCUUCCAUCAUCUCCACCACCGGCAGCCUCAUCUUUCUCCGACAAGUUUUACCGAUGCAUCUGCAACAGGUUCAACUCGUCUCUUCUCUCCCCUCAAGCUUUCUUCACCCCGAGAAACGCCUCCUUCGCCGCCGUCCUCAAUUCCACCGCCCAGAAUCUCCGGUGCGUCGAGCCCGGAGUAUCCAAGCCGCAGCUCAUUUUCACUCCCCUCUCCGAGUCCCAACUCCCCGCCGCUGUUCUGUGCGCGAAGCAGCUCGGGCUCCAGCUCAGAGUCCGCAGCGGCGGGCAUGACUACGAGGGCCUGUCGUACAUUUCUCGGAUGGGAGCGCCUUUUGCUAUUGUUGACAUGUCCAAGUUUCGGGGGGUUGACGUGGAUGUGGAGGAUAACACGGCUUGGGUUCAGGCCGGGGCGACUGUCGGAGAACUGUAUUACCGGAUUUCGCAGAAAAGUAAGGUUCUUGGUUUUCCGGCGGGGCUCUGUUCUAGUUUGGGCAUCGGCGGGCACAUCACCGGCGGCGCGUACGGGUCGAUGAUGAGGAAGUACGGCCUCGGGGCGGACAACGUGUUGGAUGCGAAGAUGGUGGACGCCAGCGGAAGGAUUCUUGACAGGGAAGCCAUGGGAGAGGACGUGUUCUGGGCGAUAAGGGGCGGCGGCGGCGGCAGCUUCGGGAUCAUACUGUCUUGGAAGCUGAGGUUGGUUCCGGUUCCGGCAACCGUCACGGUUUUCACGGUGCCGAAGACUCUGGAACAGGGGGCGACGAGAGUGCUCUACAAGUGGCAGAACGUGGCGGGCAAGCUCGACGAGAAUCUCUUCAUCAGAGUGAUCAUCACGGCGGCGAGCGCCGCCGUCCCCGGAAACAGGACUAUCCAGACCGCCUACAACGCCCUGUUUCUCGGAACCUCCGACAGGCUUCUGAAAGUGAUGAAACAGAGCUUCCCGGAGCUGGGGCUGACAAAAACCGACUGCAUCGAAAUGAGCUGGAUCCAAUCCGUCCUGUACAUCGCCGGGUACCCGACCACCACCCCGCCGGAGACUCUCCUGGCCGGAAAACCCCUGUUCAGGAACUACUUCAAGGCCAAAUCCGACUUCGUGAAAGCCCCCAUCCCGGAAACAGGGCUGAAAGGGCUGUGGAAACGCCUCCUGCAAGAAGACGCGCCGACGAUGAUACUCAACCCGUACGGCGGGAGGAUGGCGGAGAUCCCGGAAUCCGAAAUCCCGUUCCCGCACAGGCACGGCGUCGUUUUCAAGAUCCAGUACCUGACCAGCUGGAAAGACGACGACGACGCGGCGGCGGGGAGGCACAUCGACUGGAUCAGGAAGCUUUACGAGUACAUGGAGCCGUUCGUUUCGAGUUUUCCGAGGGAGGCGUACGUGAACUACAGGGAUCUCGAUCUGGGCGCGAACAGGAACGGCGGGAACGACACGCUCAUGGAAGCGAGCGCUUGGGGGAACAAGUAUUUCAAGAACAACUUCAACAGAUUGGUGCAGGUGAAGACGAAGAUCGACCCCAACAACUUUUUCCGGCAUGAACAGAGUAUUCCGACGCUAUUUUCUUCGCCGGCGCAGUGAUCGGCGUAUUUACUGUACGGAGUACGGAGUAGUAUUGAAUAAAGAGACUCGAUUUUCGGCCGGUUGACUUUAUUGGCAUGCAGAUAUUUCCAUGCAUCUUUAAUUCCAUCUUUCAUAUUUUGGUCUUUUCUUUUUUUAUUCUCCAUUACAACUAUUAUGUGUUUUUUUUAUCUUUUUAUAAUUAAUUAAAUAAACUACUCUUACAGAA